Messenger RNA from Saccostrea echinata, 1734 nucleotides. Its product is annotated as retinol dehydrogenase 7-like. NCBI's taxonomy places the organism in Eukaryota, Metazoa, Mollusca, Bivalvia, Ostreida, Ostreidae. The coding region runs from base 283 to 1437 and encodes 384 amino acids. The transcript has 5 exons. The record is from RefSeq and is a predicted model, not a curated record.
UGGCCUGUUUUUAUUAUUCACUGAAGUGGAAUAAAUUAUGUCACUUAACAAUGGGAUUUCGUUACGAGCUUUUCCAUAGCUUGAUCAAUGGAAAAUUCAUUGCAUAAGCCGUAAAUAAAAAAUCUAAGGCGGAAGUUAUUAUGGGUGUAAAUCUGAGACAAUUGUUUUCGAGAUUGUCUACUUGUUUGUAAUCCGUAGGAAUCUCAAAUAGCAGAGCAUUUCUAGACCCCGAGCAGGUGCACUUUGGACUUUCGUAAAGCCGCAGUGAUAGCAUUGGGAAAAAUGUCGACCAGACGAAAGCUUGGAUAUUAUAUUUCACUUGUGGUUGUUUUUCUUUUACUUGCUAGACUGUGUUUUCCAUUAGUCGUAUUCCUUCAAGAGAAUUUGUCCACUGGGAGUUUGUUAUGUGCACUUUGUUUAGGUUUGGCUUUCAUUUUCUUUCCCGUGUCUUCGGGUACAGUUUCACCACAGGAUAAGGCAGUUCUGAUUACAGGCUGUGACAGCGGUUUUGGCCACAGUUUGGCUCUGAAUUUGGCCAAAAGAGGAUUCACUGUUUUUGCUGGUUGUUUGUUUUCGGAUCGUGAGGGUGCACGUAGUUUGAAAGAAAGUUCCAAUAACAUACACGUGGUGCAACUGGACGUUACAGAUGAUUGGCAAGUCCAAAAAGCCGUGCAGACCGUCAAAGAAAAUCUAAACGGGAAAAUUUUAUGGUCACUGGUUAACAACGCUGGAAUAGCAACAUUUCAGGAGAUAGAAUGGUGCUCAGUUAUGCAGUUUCAGCAAAUAAUGGAUGUCAACGUCAUUGGCGUUGUCCGGGUUACCAAAGCGUUUUUGCCGCUUCUUCGCGAUGGAGAGGGGCGGGUUAUUAACGUAGCAAGUCUGGCUGGUCGUUUAACUGUACCGGCCUUCGCUGCAUACUCAAUGUCAAAGAAGGCCUGCAUAGCCUUUUCAGAUGGAUUACGACAGGAAAUGGCUAAAUUUGGUGUCAAGGUCAUCACUAUAGAACCCGGAUUGUACAGGACGCCCAUUGUUGAAUCGGAUUACCUUAUCAACGCCAACCGGAAGUCAUGGGCUGAAACUCCAUCCGAGGUCAAGGAGGUGUAUGGAGAGGAAUACUUUGAUGCAUUCUGUAAAAGUAUCUCUACGCACAUGAGUCGAGCACGUAGUAGUGUUGGGGAAGUCGUUAAACAAAUGGAAGAGGCUGUCACAUCAGCCAAUCCAAAGCAUCGUUAUGUUCCAUAUUGGAUGUCAAACUUAAGGGCCAGCAUAUUGGGAAUUUUGUCAGAUGAAACUAGGGACAAGUUCUUCCUGAAUGCAUAUAAACUACCCACAAAACCGGCACAGACACCUAAAAGCCUAUCAAGGCAAAACUCGGCAUCACCCACACUUAAUCUAACCCUGAAAAAUGUUUUUAGACAAAAUUCAGAGAAGUCAUGAAGACUUUAUGAACAAUAUUGUUUAAAGGUGUUCCACAUUUUAAACAAACACUCUUUUUUACUCUGUUGAUAAGUUUCAGUUCAGGAGUUAUUUACAUUAAGACACAUAUCUUUCAUAUAUCUCGGUGGUUGUGACGUAAGAUUUGAAGUCAACAUUAUAUAAUUUUUAGUGAUCAUGUUUGAAAACAGUAGUGUGCUAGCUAGAUUUUAGGCACGAUAUUUUUCAUUUUUGUAAUACCGGUUUUAUUUUUCAUUUUUGUAAUACCGGUUUUUUUAUUGUGAAUUAUAUAUUUUAGCU